UAUACCUAUUAAUAAUACUAAAAUCAAAGAAUCCUAACAAAUCCGACUAAUAAUCCUAGCUAAGAAACGCAACGAGUUGAGAAAGGUGCAACAAAUUAUUGAAGAUACAAAUUUGAAAAUUUAAAUUCAAAUAUAAUAAAAUAACAAUUUACUACGACCUACAACAUCCUAAGUAAAUUAAAUAACAAUUAAAACCUAGCUAUAAUUUAAUAACAACAAAACAGCAAUUAAAAAAAAACCAAAAAAAAAACAAAUCCAAAGUGUUUCGUUUAGAAUAUACCUCAAAGUCAUCAUCAUCACACCCAGUUCACCGCUUUGCUGAUAUCCACAGCGAUCCGACACUCUUUUAUAUUUAAGGACAAGGAUACGAAACAGCAAAAUCAAGAAUAUUCCCUUAAGCAACUGCAACCCUCUUAAGGAGCCGCAAUAAAAGCAGGCAGCCGCAUCACUUGUAUCACCUUUUUGCAAACUUUAAGACAAAACACAAACAACAACAACGCCGCUUCAACAUGGGCAACAAAGAAAGUGUCGAUGCUGCUGCCAAAUUGAAUGCAGAAGCAUGGGCUCAUGAGAGGAGCAGUCGUUAUCACAACUAUCGUCAUAAUCAACGCUCUCAGUCGCUAAAUCGCGGCCAAACUCUAUCACAGGCAGACGUUAGCGGGAUGUGGUGACAUCGGGGUGCAACAGCUCAAUCCAGUGGCUGUGCCAGCUGUGCCAUGGGCAACAAAUUGAGCUGCUCAUGUGCGCCCCUGAUGCGCAAAGGUGGCUAUC
This is a messenger RNA of Stomoxys calcitrans (stable fly), 771 nucleotides long. RefSeq lists its product as uncharacterized. The coding region runs from base 510 to 671 and encodes 53 amino acids. The record is from RefSeq and is a predicted model, not a curated record. NCBI's taxonomy places the organism in Eukaryota, Metazoa, Arthropoda, Insecta, Diptera, Muscidae. The transcript has 4 exons.